AUGGACGACCUCGAAUCUCUCGAAAUCCUUUCCUUGGUCCAGAGAGUGGCCUCUGAACUGCAUAAUCAUCUUGGAAUAAGCGAUAAAACCCUCGCCGAAUUCGUUAUUGCGCAACGUACAGAAUGCAGUUCUCUCGAAGAAUUCCAGAAGAAGCUCGAGGCAAUCGGCGGAGACUUUCCUCAAAGUUUAGUCGAGAGUGUGGAUCGCCUGGUCUUGACGAUGCAUCCAAAGUUCAAAGGUAGCAAAGGGAGAAAUGGCGCAUUGGCUGAAAACGGGAACCUCAAAGUCGAAGAGAAAACGAAGGUCUUCAAAGGUCUGGCAUUACCCGACAAGAAACCGGCAUGGCAAGACGAAGACGAAUCCUCGAGCGGCCACAUGAUGAAUGGAACUGAUGCGAUCGACGAUACCCUUGCAUUAUUAGAAGGUCUGGCACCCAAGGCGCAGCCUGUCGAUGAUACCCUGGCAUUAUUAGAAGGUUUGGCACCCAAGGCGCAACCGAUGAAACUUGAGAGAGCAAACAGAAAACGAAGCAGAAGUCCAGAUCAAGGUUAUGACAGAGGACGAAGUCGCAGGGAUAGGCAUAGAUCUAGAUCACGGUCCGGAGAUGAACCAAGGAGGCGUCGAAAGCACGAAUAUGAAGAAGACGAAUUUGGGAGGACGCGAAAGAGUCACAAAAGUAGUAGGAGGAAAAGAGAAGAUGAUGAUUACAUACGACCACGCACUCCUGAAAUUGACGAUGAAGUUGUUUUACAGAAGAUUUAUGACGGCCAUGUCACUAGUGUUAAGGAUUUCGGUGCUUUCGUUAAUAUACACGGUGUAAAGGGAAAGGUUGAUGGGCUUGUGCAUGUUUCGGCAUUAGUGGAAGGGCAACGAGUAAAUCACCCGUCGGAUCUGGUUUCGCGAAACCAACCUGUCAAGGUCAAAGUCAUUAAAGUGGAGAGCAACAGAAUCGGACUUUCAAUGAAGGAGGUUGAUCAAGAAACUGGGAUGGAUUUGGCCCCUCAAGAGAAAUUUCAUUCUGGGGCUAAUAGUGCUCCUCUUGGUAGCAAGAAUGAGUAUGGUUUAAUUGAUGAGCCUGUGCCGGUAUUCGAAGGACAAAUGUUGCGAAAUUCGAAGAAGAACAAGAAGAGAAUGACAUCUCCUGAAAGAUGGGAGAUUCGACAACUGAUCGCAUCCGGCGUGGUAAAAGCAUCGGAUUACCCAGAUCUAGACGAAGACUAUAAUGCGACACUGAACGGCGAAGGUGAAAUGGAGCUAGAAGAAGAUGUUGAUAUUGAGAUUCGAGAAGAAGAGCCUCCUUUCUUGGCCGGGCAAACGAAGCAAUCCUUGGAGUUGUCUCCAAUCAGAGUCGUAAAGGCUCCUGAUGGUUCACUUAAUCGCGCCGCUAUGGCAGGUACGACUCUAGCUAAAGACCGUAGGGAACUGAAACAACAGGAAGCUCAAGACAAAGCUACGGAAGAUGGAGCGAAGGUUGAUCUUUCUGCACAAUGGAAUGACCCGAUGGCGAAUCCAGACCAGAGACAGUUUGCUAGUGAUCUUAGGACUGCAAAACAACAAGCACCCAGUAGUGAAGUUGUACCUGCUUGGAAGAAGGCUACUCAGAAUAAGAAUGAACCUCUAGGUCGCCGCACGGAUAUGUCCAUCAAAGAUCAAAGAGAGUCGCUCCCAGUGUUUAGGUUCCGCUCCGAGUUAAUCAAGGCUGUUCAUGAGAAUCAACUUUUGAUCGUGGUCGGCGAUACUGGUUCGGGAAAGACGACACAAUUAACUCAAUAUUUAGCAGAGGCAGGCUUUGCUAACAAUGGCAUAAUUGGUUGCACCCAACCUCGUCGUGUUGCUGCUAUGUCAGUUGCAAAGCGUGUCUCGGAAGAAGUUGGCUGCGAGCUUGGUCAAGAGGUUGGAUACACUAUUCGAUUCGAAGAUUGUACUAGUCCAGCCACGAAGAUCAAGUACAUGACAGACGGAAUGUUGCAGAGAGAAGUACUGAUGGAUCCUGAUUUAAAGCGAUAUUCGGUUAUCAUGUUGGACGAAGCUCACGAACGUACCAUUUCUACAGAUGUUCUCUUUGCAUUACUGAAGAAAACGAUCAAACGUCGACCAGAUCUGAAAAUCAUCAUCACAUCUGCAACUCUUGAUGCUGACAAAUUUUCGUCAUACUUCAACGAGUGUCCCAUUUUCUCUAUUCCAGGUAGAACUUUCCCUGUAGAGGUCAUGUACUCAAGGGAGCCUGAAUCUGAUUACCUUGAUGCUGCUCUGGUUACGGUUAUGCAAAUUCAUUUGACAGAACCUCCUGGAGAUAUUUUGCUCUUCUUAACUGGUAGUGAGGAAAUUGACACGUCUUGUGAAAUUCUUUACGAGCGUAUGAAAGCACUUGGACCUAGUGUUCCGGAAUUAAUUAUCCUUCCUGUCUAUGCCUCACUUCCCACAGAAUUGCAGAGCAAGAUCUUUGACCCUGCACCCCCUGGAGCUCGAAAGGUAGUGAUUGCCACCAACAUCGCCGAAACUUCUAUUACUAUCGACCAUAUCUAUUACGUUAUUGAUCCUGGAUUUGUCAAGCAGAAUGCUUAUGAUCCCAAACUCGGUAUGGACUCGUUGAUAGUUACCCCAAUUUCCCAAGCACAGGCCAAACAGCGUGCAGGACGUGCUGGAAGAACAGGCCCAGGAAAAUGUUUCCGUCUUUACACGGAAGCAGCUUUCCAAUCUGAGAUGUUGCCUACUAGUAUACCGGAAAUUCAGAGACAAAACUUGUCCACGACCAUUUUGAUGUUGAAGGCUAUGGGCAUCAAUGAUUUACUUCAUUUCGACUUUAUGGAUCCACCUCCCACAAAUACUAUGUUGACAGCCUUGGAAGAAUUGUAUGCCCUUUCGGCAUUGGACGACGAAGGACUUCUUACUCGUUUGGGUCGCAAGAUGGCAGAUUUCCCUAUGGAACCAUCUCUUUCAAAAGUUCUCAUUGCAGCUGUUGACCUCGGUUGCUCUGAUGAAUUGCUUAGCAUUGUUGCUAUGAUUUCCAUCCCAACUAUAUUUUAUCGACCCAAGGAAAAACAAGCCCAGGCGGAUCAGAAAAAGGCCAAGUUUCACGAUCCUCAUGGUGAUCAUCUCACACUUUUGAACGUUUACAACAGUUGGAAGCAGAAUAAAUUUGCAAGUCCAUGGUGUUUCGAAAAUUUCAUACAAGCACGAAGUAUGAAGCGCGCAAAAGAUGUACGCGAUCAAUUAUUAAAAAUCAUGGAACGUUACAAGCAUCCCAUUGUAUCUUGUGGUCGUAACACAGAUAAAGUUCGACAAGCACUGUGCUCUGGAUUCUUCCGAAAUUCUGCUCGAAAGGAUCCUCAGGAAGGAUACAAAACUUUGAUUGAAAGCACACCUGUAUACUUACAUCCUUCGUCCGCUCUUUUCGGUAAACAAGCCGAAUGGGUUAUUUAUCAUACCCUUGUAAUGACGACGAAAGAAUACAUGCAUUGCACAACAGCUAUUGAUCCUAAGUGGUUGGUGAGUGCGGCACCAAGUUUCUUCAAGGUGGCGGAUGCAGGGAAAUUGUCAAAGAGAAAGAAGGCAGAGAGGAUUCAACCUCUUCAUAAUAAAUUCGCGGCAGAAGAUGAUUGGAGGUUGAGUGCGCAAAAGAGGCAGGGUAGGAGCGGUGGAGGUGGAACUUGGGGUUAA
Messenger RNA from Botrytis porri, 3660 nucleotides. RefSeq lists its product as uncharacterized. The record is from RefSeq and is a predicted model, not a curated record. The transcript has a single exon. Gene Ontology annotation, cellular component: intracellular anatomical structure; catalytic step 2 spliceosome. Bases 1 to 3660 code for a protein of 1219 amino acids. Lineage: Eukaryota; Fungi; Ascomycota; Leotiomycetes; Helotiales; Sclerotiniaceae. Gene Ontology annotation, molecular function: ATP binding; RNA binding. Gene Ontology annotation, biological process: spliceosomal complex disassembly.